UACCCGACAGACCCUGGCCACGUAGUAAGUGAUUAUCAUUAGGUGUGAUCCUAUCCCCAGCCUCCUACUCCUCUGGAACUACAAAGAGGGUACAAGAAAAAGGUUUUGAAUGAAAAAAUGAGGGAGGUCUGUAAGGAAGAGGUCACCAGGUUUCCUUCCGUUUUUUGUGUGUCCUUCCCCCACCCCAGGAAAAAGUCUCAGCGCUGGGAUGAAAUGAAUAUCCUGGCCACCUACCACCCUGCUGACAAGGACUACGGAUUUAUGAAGGUGGAUGAGCCCAGCACUCCCUACCACAGGCUGCAGGACAACAAUGAGGACCUGCUUGAGGGUUCCUCCCACACAGUGACUCCAGAGGAGCUAGCAGAGAGACUCCAGUGAUUUUGAGAAGCGCCGCAAGACACACUACAAUGAAGGAAAGUUCCUCAAGACUCAGAAAAACCUGCCCUUGGAUAAUAAGAAGAACAGCAAUGGGGGUAGUGUCAGUAUGGGCAGUGGCAGUCGAGGUGUGAUGCUGAACCCAGAGCCCAGGCCUGUGGAGAGAAGCUGGGCAGGAGGACUGGCCAGAGGAGUCAAAGUUGAGACUGACCUGGUGACCCGGAACCACAUCCUAGAAGCCAAGGGUUAGCUAUGGCGGGG
Equus quagga is the source of this 636-nucleotide messenger RNA. Its product is annotated as protein phosphatase inhibitor 2-like. The record is from RefSeq and is a predicted model, not a curated record. Gene Ontology annotation, molecular function: protein phosphatase inhibitor activity. Lineage: Eukaryota; Metazoa; Chordata; Mammalia; Perissodactyla; Equidae. Gene Ontology annotation, biological process: regulation of signal transduction. Bases 118 to 378 code for a protein of 86 amino acids. The transcript has 3 exons.